Messenger RNA from Chara braunii, 1734 nucleotides. NCBI's taxonomy places the organism in Eukaryota, Viridiplantae, Streptophyta, Charophyceae, Charales, Characeae. The record is from the annotation of a GenBank genome assembly.
GAUCAAAGAUGUAUAUCCCCUCCCCUUGAUUGACGAUUUGCUGGAUGCGAUUGGAUAUGUUAAGACAACUUUCGGCUUGUUCGAAGGCAUGUGGCAGUGGGUUCGGUGUCCGAUGGGGAUCUGCAAUGCGCCAGCUACAUUUCAAAGAGCGAUGAACGUGACGUUCCAGAACUUUGUCAACAAGACUCGGUUAACGCAGAGGAUGAUUAAUUUUUGCGUUAUUGUGUAUAUGGACGACAUUCUGGUCUACUCCAAAUCGUACCACAGGCAUGCACAACACAUCAAAUGGACGCUGGGAGAACUGAGAGAUGCCGGAUUCAAGAUUGCGCUGGAGAAAAGCGAGUUCUUCCUUUCGAAAAUUUCGUUUUUGGGCUACGUGGUGACACGGGGAGGCUUGAGGCCCGAUUCGAGAAAAGUCGCGACUGUCAGAGAUGCUCCAGUUCCCACGUCGCUGACACAGGUUCGAGCCUUCCUAGAACUGACGUCGUAUUAUCAUCUAUUUAUCAAGGGAUUCCUUGUUAUCGCACGGCCUCUAAUGAAUCUGCUACGAAAGGACCAGCCUCUCAGCUGGGACGCGGAGUGCAAACGGGGCUUUAUCACUCUCAAGGAAGUCUUGGCCACGACACCUAUUUUGAUCCGACCGGACCCAGCAAAGCAGUUCAUUCUCAUCACGAAUUGGCAGCCCGAGGCAAUCUCCGCUAUUCUAGCGCAGAUGAGGAACGAUAGUCGCGAACACGUCAUCGAGUACGCGUCCCGUACUGUGCCGGACGAGCGAAGAAACGAUUCAGCUCCCCAGCGAGAAUGUUACGCGGUGGUUUGGGGAAUCCAACAUUUUCAUCCGUAUCUUUGUGGGCAGAAGUUCCUCCUCGUUACCGACCACGAGCCGCUAUUGGUCCUCAAAAGGCUUACUAAUUAUACGGGUAUGAUUGGACGUUGGACGGUGCGGUUACAAGAAUACGAUUUCGAUAUCAUCCACCGAAAGAUAGAGAGGCACGGGAACGCAGAUGGGUUGAUACGAUUGCAUCGUCCGACGAAGGUCGCCAAAGGCGAAGAGAUCAUCCCGUGGAAAGAACCAGAACCAAUGAGCGGGCCUCGGUACGAACAGGUGGCAGUUCUUCCGCGUGACAAGAAGCAAGCAUGGGUGACAGAGAGGAGAAAAGUCGCGCGUGCUGACGUGGCAGCCGUGCGUUCGUCAGAGGAGGAAGAGGAUAAAGCGAAGGAGGAGGGGGAGGAGGGGGAGGAGGACGAGGAGGUGGUCGACGACACGGAGGUGGAGAAAGAAGAGGACGAGGAGAGGGAGGAAGGCGGGGAGGAGGACUCCAAUAUGGCGGAGGAGGAGGUCGAAGACCACGAGGAGGUGGUGAGGGUCGAUGAGGUGGAGGAGAAGGAUGGGGAGGACGAGGAGGAGGAGGAGAAGGAGGAAGGAGAAGAACAAGACGCAGAAAGGAGGAGGACGAUGACAAGGAGGGAGGAGGAGGAGGACAAGGAGGAGGAGGACGACGAGGAAGAGGAGGAGGAGGAGGUAGACUUGGAGGAGGAAGACGAGAAGGAAGAAGCAGAUGACGAGGAGGAGGAGGAGGUGGGGGAGGAGGUCGACGAGGUGGAGGAGGAAGAACACGAGGAGGAGGUGGAGGAGGUCGACGAGGCAGAGGAGGAGGAAGAAGAUGAGGAGGACGAGGUGGAGGGCCUGGAGGGCGAGUAGAACGGGGAGGAUAUGGCGGAUUACGAGUCAGA